AACACUUUGAAGUUAUUCAUCAUUCGUAAUCGUUUGCUCAACACGUCUUCCUCCCUCUGGAAACAUGAAGAAUAUAUACUUAUUCUCUGCUUGCUUCUUCAAUUUGUUGGCAAUAUUUUUUGCGGAAGGGCCUGUGAAGUCACGUUGCUUAGAAAAGGAAAAAGCUCUUGCGUUACUCGAAACAGUUGAAAAUUUCCUCACCAAAGCAAGAGACGCUUAUCCAUCUUGCAAAAAGAAUUUAAAUACUACCGAGGAGGCAGGAUGUGACAAUGAAAAGUCUUUGGCUUACAUUGAAAUCUCAAAGAAACUGAUUUCUGACGUAAAAGAAAACUUCCCAUCAUGUUCCAAACAUAUUAAAGAUGACGAUCAAGAUGACAUAAAAGAGAAGAAGUUCAGGGAUUGCUCCGAAAUUUUAGCAAAUGGGCGCAAUAAAAGUGGAAUCUACACAAUAUGGCCGAAUUAUUCCCCAGCGGAGAAACCGUUGAAAGUCUAUUGCGAUAUGGAGACAGAUGGCGGAGGGUGGACGAUGAUUCAAAGAAGAAGAAAAUUCCUCAUUCAACAAGAUUUCAAUCUGGACUGGGAAAGCUAUAGGAAUGGUUUUGGGAAUUUAACGCAAGAGUUUUGGUUAGGUAAUGAAAACAUACGUGUUUUGUGUCUGAAAGGAUGCAGAAUACGUUUCGAUUUCGUAGACAGGCAUGGAGUGAAACGUUUCGCUGUCUACGAGAAAUUCAAUUUGAAAGACAGCAAUUACACCAUUGAUAUCAGUGGCUAUUCAGGAAAUGCAACUGAUGCAAUGAAGAAUCAUAAUAGAAACCAAUUCUCUACAAAAGACAGAGACACCAGUAAGAAAGCAAACCUUUAUCAGUCAGGAUGGUGGCAUGGAUCAUAUUAUUCUUGUAAUUUAAAUGGCAUCUACGAACUAGGCGAACAUGGUCUGCAAUACGUUUAUUGGUGGAAAGAAGCUAAUGACUAUUUCAAUUUGUUAUCCGUGGAGAUGAAGGUGAAACCAAACUAAAACGAUUAUGCUAUAUAUGAACAUUCUGAAUUCAUGUAGAUCCUUACUGCUGUAUUAUAAUACAAUUAGGAUCUAUGAAAAUCUUUUUUAUUUGUAUUGAAACUGUAAAAAAUUUUAUUUGAAAUUAAAG
This is a messenger RNA of Argiope bruennichi, 1145 nucleotides long. Its product is annotated as techylectin-5A-like. Bases 65 to 1015 code for a protein of 316 amino acids. The transcript has 7 exons. NCBI's taxonomy places the organism in Eukaryota, Metazoa, Arthropoda, Arachnida, Araneae, Araneidae. The record is from RefSeq and is a predicted model, not a curated record.